This is a messenger RNA of Mya arenaria, 1660 nucleotides long. RefSeq lists its product as uncharacterized. The coding region runs from base 134 to 427 and encodes 97 amino acids. The record is from RefSeq and is a predicted model, not a curated record. NCBI's taxonomy places the organism in Eukaryota, Metazoa, Mollusca, Bivalvia, Myida, Myidae. The transcript is spliced from 2 exons.
UCGAAUCAACAAAAGUGUUGUCUGCCUCCAUCAGAAAUCUAAACCAAAACAAUAAUAUUUCGCAAUUUGUUUUGUUUUUGGUAGAGUUUUGAGUUAGUUUAAUUCAUUAAAGUCACUGUUGAACAGCUAAAUUAUGGAUUUGGAUGCAGCUGGUAUGGGAAACUCGGACCUCCUGCAGACAAUUGCGGCCUUGAAUUGGGCCCAAACUGGCGAUCCAGCAAUGUUUGAGAAAGUUGCAACCUUUCGAGUCGGGUAUGAGCUGUACCAGCGGUUCAGUGGGCAGCGAGAGGUGGAUGCCCUCAGAGCCCAAACUAUUGCAGCCAUUGCAAAGUACGUCAAUGACAAUCCGAGAGCAAAAAGAGAAGACCUUCAGAAGGAAAUAUCAAAACAUAUAUUUGCUUUCGCUCACAAAGUGGACAGUCUUUGAGUGCAAUGGUGAUGAAAAAAUUUUGGGAAUAGGCAGGGAAAUGGUUGAUGAAAUUUGAAGAAAAAAAUAUGUAAAAAAAGAAACUUUGCCAGCUAAACAAACCUUGGCUAACUGGAACCAUUUUUAUAACUUCAGAAAGUAUUUGAUGGACUUUACUAGGAAAUCGUUGUUUGUUAUUCUCAAUAUUUACUGUUAAGCAUAGCAAUGAAAAUCUUAUCAGUAAGAUCAUUUACAAUUAUUUGGACAAAUAUAAUCAACUCAAAUGCACUUUUGAAAGUGUUUCUAGUGUCUUAUAAUAAUAAAAACUUUACAUCAUAUGCUCAUGUACACUACACUGACCAUUGUGGCCUAAUCAAUAUUUUAAAAGAAGCCUUGGAAAUACACGUAGAAAAACAGAUCAAGAAUAUUUUUGGUUGGCUGUUGAAUUAAUCACUAUAAGGGUUUCUUAGUUCUGGUUUAAUCAUAAAUUUAAGAUUGAGGGCUUUUAGCUCACAACUAUUGUACAGUUAUAAAGAUUGAUUUUUACUUCGACAUAUGGAUCAGAAACCGAAGGAAGUACCUUGAAAUGGAAUUAUGAAUAUAAAUGACUUUGGAAACAUUUUUUAAAGGGGUCUAUGCCCCUUUACCCUGCAAAAUUGGUCAUGAAUCCCACAAACUUCGAACAGACCCUUGGUUAUUUAUCAGAAUUAUCUUCUGUUAGAACCUCUGAUAAAUAUUCGAGUUUUUAUCUUUUUUUGUUGCAUUUAGUAAAUGUCUAUGUAUAUAUGCAUGGGUUUUCGAUAAGGUAAUUGUUGGCUUUAAAUAAGAGUUUUGGUUUAUAGUGUGUUAAUGGUAAACUAAAUAAGUCCUCUUUCAUUAAACUUGCCAACUUCAUCUGACCGACCAUUAAUGUUGUUUUAUUUUAUGUUGUGAAAUAAAUUUCUUCUGGUAUAAAUUUUCUUCAGGUUUAAAUAUUGUUAUUUUGGCAGAUUUAGACCUAAAUAUUUAUAUCUAAAUCUGUGUUUCAAAUGAAUUAAUAUUUAAUGCUUUUUUUAAAUCCUUUAUGCCAUAGUUUUUUCAUAUACAAGCACCUUACUGCACAACAUGUGUUUCUGCCUUGUCCAUCUUUCAAUCUCUAUCUUUCCCAGCUUGGGUAAGACAACACAAUCAUGCAACAACGAGCCGUAUAGAAAUAAUUCAAUUGGCGCAAUUAAAGUCUGGUGUUUUUAAAGGUAAAGGUCAUUAUAAGAUGUA